This is a messenger RNA of Halteromyces radiatus, 525 nucleotides long. RefSeq lists its product as uncharacterized. The coding region runs from base 50 to 385 and encodes 111 amino acids. The record is from RefSeq and is a predicted model, not a curated record. The transcript has 3 exons. NCBI's taxonomy places the organism in Eukaryota, Fungi, Mucoromycota, Mucoromycetes, Mucorales, Cunninghamellaceae.
UUUUUUUUUUUUUCUCAAUAGACAAUUAAAUCAAAUAAAAUAAUUCAACAUGAGAGUUGUUACAGCAUCUGAUCAACAAUCUGCUUCUGACUAUGCUAUGAAAGGAUUUGCUAUUGGCGCUUUACAAUGGGCUGGUGUAGGUGUAGUAGCUUCAGGAUUAUUAUAUGCUUUUGCUCCUUGGUAUCGUCGUACUCAAACUGUCAACAAGUUUUAUAUUAUCAUGUGUUUUGGACUUGGUGGUGGUGCUUAUAAAAGUGAUCGUUAUAUGGUGAACUAUGAACGACGUGGACGUGCUGAAAUGUUAGAUGCAGAUACUCGUCGAAGAUAUGAUUUAAUUUAUGGUGGCAAGAAUGAAGAACAAGAUCAAAAGGUACCUUCCUCUUAAUGUUUAAAUAGAUAGAUCUUUUUAUAUACAUUCCUUCUCUUUUUAUUAUCAUUUUUUUAUUUUUAUUUUUCUUGUUAUUGUAUCAUUUACCCUUCCUUUUUGUUGUUGUUUUUUUUAAAAAAAUAAAAAAUAAAAAAAAA